Molecule: messenger RNA, 1572 nt
Organism: Gracilinanus agilis (Agile Gracile Mouse Opossum)
Lineage: Eukaryota; Metazoa; Chordata; Mammalia; Didelphimorphia; Didelphidae
Gene: KCNG2
Product: potassium voltage-gated channel modifier subfamily G member 2
Exons: 2
Coding region: 1-1572 (523 amino acids)
Biological process (GO): protein homooligomerization; potassium ion transmembrane transport
Cellular component (GO): voltage-gated potassium channel complex; membrane
Molecular function (GO): protein binding; voltage-gated potassium channel activity
Source: RefSeq, a predicted model, not a curated record
AUGGCUCUGCUCUCUGGGAACCCCGACCCCAACUUCACCCCCUACUCUUACAAUGGCUUCGAGAAGCUUUGCAAGGUGCAGGCUAAGAAGGGCUUAUUCUACAAGAAAGCCAGGCUCUUGCAUCCCGGAGAAGACUCCUGUUGCCCCACUUACUGUGAGGACUGGCCCCGCCAUGUCAUCAUCAACGUGGGUGGCAUCAAGUAUAGACUCCCUUGGACUACCCUAGAGAACUGUCCUCUGACCCGGCUAGAGCGACUGAAGUCCUGUCACAACCACGAUGAGAUCAUGAGUGUCUGUGAUGACUACGAUGUCAGCAGCAAUGAAUUCUUCUUCGACCGAAACCCUUGUGCCUUCAAGACCAUUAUGAAUUUCCUUACUGCAGGGAAGCUGCGGCUCCUUCGAGAGAUGUGUGCCCUCUCCUUCCAGGAUGAGCUGGCUUACUGGGGGAUUGAGGAGGAGUGCCUCGAGUGGUGCUGCCUUAGGAGACUUCGGCAGAAGGAAGAAGAGGCGGCCGAAGCCCAGUUCUACGAGACUGAACUGAUAGUGAAUGAGUCUCCUCCGCCUUGUGCCUUCCAGGAGGGCAGUCGGCUGGCUCAGUGCAUGAGACAGCUCAGGGACAUGGUAGAAAAUCCUCACUCUGGGAUUCCAGGGAAGAUGUUUGCCUGCAUCUCCGUCUCCUUCGUGGCCAUCACGGCGGUCAGCCUCUGCAUGAGCACCAUGCCGGACAUACGAGCUGAGGAAGAUCGGGGUGAAUGCUCCCCAAAGUGCCACAACCUCUUUGUGCUGGAGACUGUCUGCGUGGCCUGGUUCUCCUUUGAGUUCCUCCUCCGCUCAAUCCAGGCUGAGAGCAAGUGCGCCUUCCUCCGGACACCACUCAACAUCAUUGACAUCCUGGCCAUCCUGCCUUUCUACAUCUCUCUUAUUGUGGAUCUGGCUUCUGCCCAAAACAGCAAGCCAGGUGGGGCUGGGAAUAAAUACCUAGAGCGAGUGGGACUUGUGCUGCGUUUCCUUCGAGCUCUGCGCAUCCUGUAUGUCAUGCGAUUGGCCCGUCACUCCCUGGGCCUCCAGACCCUAGGGCUGACUGUGCGCCGCUGCACUCGUGAAUUUGGCCUCCUUCUCCUCUUCCUCUGUGUGGCCAUGGCCCUUUUCUCCCCAUUGGUUUACCUGGCAGAGAGUGAACUAGGAGCUGGGAAAGAGUUCACCAGCAUCCCUACCAGCUACUGGUGGGCAGUCAUCUCCAUGACCACUGUGGGCUAUGGAGACAUGGUACCCCGGAGCAUCCCUGGGCAGGUGGUCGCUCUGAGCAGUAUCCUCAGUGGCAUCCUCCUGAUGGCCUUUCCAGUCACCUCCAUCUUCCAUACCUUCUCUCGUUCCUACACAGAGCUGAAAGAACAGCAACAGAGGGCUGCGAAUCAUGAGAUGCACCUCUUGGAGGAGAGCACCAGGUCCCACACAGAAGACAGUUCUUCCCAAGCCUUGGAUAGCUCCUUCCUACCAGGGGGACCUGCAGCUGCCGCUGCCCUGGAGCAACAAUGGGCAAUAGCAAAUCACACCUCUAGGAAGAGCUGCUGA